This is a messenger RNA of Fusarium keratoplasticum, 2076 nucleotides long. RefSeq lists its product as uncharacterized. The transcript has a single exon. Lineage: Eukaryota; Fungi; Ascomycota; Sordariomycetes; Hypocreales; Nectriaceae. The record is from RefSeq and is a predicted model, not a curated record. Bases 1 to 2076 code for a protein of 691 amino acids.
AUGGGCAAGUCAACAAAGCGACGAGAUCAGGCAGACGGCGCCUCGGCACCCCCCCAAAAGCGUCGCCGCCAUAGAGAACCCGAGCCUGAAACCGAUAUCGAUAGCGAGCGUGGCCAUUCCAGCUCUCCCAUCCCAGCGAAGAAGGUUCCAGGGCGCCCCGGCAAGAAUGCCACCACUGCCAUCAGCAAAGACACCCUGAAGGCAACCCGUUCCUUCCUCGAGAAACGCAGGCCACCUGUUCGAGAGGAGGACGUCGACAAGUAUGUCGGACCAACAGCUCCACCUCUGAAUAACAUGUGGACGCAACAAGACGAAGAUGCCAUGAUGGCCGAAUGGAAUGCAUCACCUGAGAAGGUGGUUUACGCAUCUAUCAACGGCCCGAACGGAGUGAUAACAACCAUGUGGAAAGUCUGCUUGCGAGUAUUCAGGUGCUCGCCCUUGGCUUUGAUCUCGCCGCGCCAGGGCCUGCGAUAUCAACCCUUGGCUGGGCCCUCUCAAGCCGGGUUGUGGUCCCGAGAGUUCUGCAACCGGCUUACGGCUCUUUUCGUCUACCCCGUUUGGCAAGGCCGUCCCAUACGACUGGCCAUGUUAUUGCAGUAUGCCGUCAUCUGUCGCACAGAUGAUCGCCGUCCAUGGAUCCCUCAUCCUAGCUGCAAUGCGCUUGCCAACCUGAGGCAAUCCAUGGAACAGAAUAAGGGCUCGCAACUUUUGCAAUCAGUCCACAAGAUGCACAAGGAAGCACGAGCAUUGGCCAUCCAGGCAGGUCAAGUGCCUUGCACCCUGUCUGAUCUCUUCCUCGCUAUCCAUCGGACGGUGAAGGGCUGGACCUUCGACAGAAUCCCAGAGGUUGUAACUUCCUCCAGCGGCUUCGAAGUUUAUUCCGUCACCAUCCACGACUUAAAAGUAGUUGCAGCGGCCAUUAAUGCCACUAUUAAUUGCACCGUUGAUGAGGCGUACGAGGCUUUCAAGACUGCAAAGGGGAGUGGACUUGAGAUUCCCAAGGCGAGCCAGCUUCGGGAAUUUUACGAGCGUGCAGCUCAGCAGCAGCUGCGACAGAUUGCAAUGGCGCACCGUGACGACGAGGGCGAGGGUGAGGGCGAGGGCGAGGAGAUGGCCGGGCCACAGCCAGAGUCUGAGUCUGAGUCUGAGUCUGAGCCUGAGUCUUCAGGUUCUGAGCCAGAACUCGAAGACCAUCCUGCAUCUGUUGGAGUCCCCGACGAUGAGCCCGAGUCUGAGUCCAAGCCUGAGUCUGACUCUGACUCUGACACCGAGAGCGAUGGUGAAUCUGACGAUGAGCCCUCGAGAAUGGACGUUGACGAUGGAUUUGUCCUUGGCUAUGAGGGUGAGGUCGAUGAUGCCCCCGCGUCUGUCCCUCCUGCUCUACUUCAAGUGCCCCCUCGACGCCGCGUACCGACCCUCCCUUCCCCGCAGGCGACUGCAACGAACGCCCCUAUGACUCCCAUGGCAUCCCAUAACAUGCAGGACGUCAUGAAGGUGGUGAAUGACAUCCUCAAGAAGGAACUUGACGAAAUGAAGUCGUCCCUUGAGUCAUUUCAAGAGGGUAUCCGGCUUGAAAUGACCAAGGUUCAAAAACGCCAGGAUGAGAUCCAGCAGUGUCAGGCUCGGCAAGAGGCUGCCAUAAAGGCCCUGACGGAGGCCAAGACAUCCCAACAUCAGGCGCCAGAGAACCUUGAGAAAGAGGUGGCGACCGGUGCCGAGGCCAUCGAAACUGUGAGUGAGCAGAUCCGAGGCAUCGAUGAUCGAAUCACGCCCGCCCGUCACUCGCAAGCCGACAAUGAACGUGUGACGGGCCGAGUUUCUGGAUCUCCCCUGCCCAGCACGGAGGAGAACCGGAGUGGGGUGAUGUGGAAAGGGACCAAACUCUACAUCCUGAACGCACCAAAGGAUUGGGAGCCUCCCCAGAAUUGCCCCGAGCCGCCAGAAAAGGAUGAGCUUUGGCUUAGCCGCAGGGGAUCGAAGAUGAGCCGCCAUCCUCUCGACUGCUUGCCCCAACGCGGCGAAUCGGCCAUCCAGCGUGCCAUGAGAUACCACGGUGACGCAAAGGAUAGCGUCUGA